This is a messenger RNA of Cyanidioschyzon merolae strain 10D, 1398 nucleotides long. RefSeq names its product similar to zinc finger protein. Gene Ontology annotation, biological process: protein monoubiquitination; DNA damage tolerance. The record is from RefSeq and is a predicted model, not a curated record. The transcript has a single exon. Gene Ontology annotation, cellular component: nucleus; Rad6-Rad18 complex. Gene Ontology annotation, molecular function: ubiquitin protein ligase activity; single-stranded DNA binding. NCBI's taxonomy places the organism in Eukaryota, Rhodophyta, Bangiophyceae, Cyanidiales, Cyanidiaceae. Bases 1 to 1398 code for a protein of 465 amino acids.
AUGCCGAAGAAUGGUCUCUCUUUAGGGAAAGUAGAAGCGGUUGCUGCUAGUCUGGACGUUCCCGAGGGCUACCACUGGCCGCACGAGGCCUUCCGUUCCCUCGACGUUUUAACUCGGUGCCCGAUCUGUGGGGAACACUUCCGCGCGCCUGUGCUGCUUGAGUGUGGCCACAGUUUCUGCAGCGAAUGCAUUCGUCGUGCGCUUGUUUAUCGAAGCGAGUGCCCGCAGUGUCGAGCGCCCGCCAGUGCAGGGCAACUUCGUCGAAACCGUUUGGUUCAGGACGUUACAACCGCGUGGCAACAAGCACGCGAAUGCGUGCUAACCCGCUUUUCACCACAAGAGCACGCUGGGAAUACGGAAUGCCGGAGCUCGAAAUUGGAAGCUUCGACUGAGAGCGGCCUCACGGUUCGAGAAAGAACCGAAGCAGCUUGCCCGGUGCGAGCGGCAGCGCUGACCGCACAAGUUGCGACUAGAGGUCGCGCUCGGAGCGCUCCUGUCCCGCCAGACGAGCAUACCGCAGCGGUAUCAGCUGUUUGGACAGACAGACAACACCAGAAUUGGGAUGAAGCGGGUGUCUGUUGUGGAAAUUGCGAGGAGUCGGCUUCCUCUGCAGUGUCAAUGUCGAAGCGCACCGAACCCAGUCAUCGAUUCGAAAGAAGCGCUGAACGGGCGGGAGCCCAGCCUCCGAACGGAGGACUGAGCGGCAUUGCGGCUGUACCGCAGCCGCUUCCAGUGUUUCAGAAAACAGACGACAUCUACGCGGAGGAUUGGUCGGAGGCUGCUCCAACUCGGACGCCCGCCGCGUUGCCUGGUGAAGCUGCACGGGCAAUGGAGCCGCGCCCACGAAACGAUGCAGAGUCGACGGCGACAAGCGGUCACGCGUCGUUCACUCGACGGGCCUCGUGCGAGAGGAUCCAGCAAAGAGACCAUACCAAGUAUGUCGAGUGCCCCAUUUGCAAUCGUGCAUACCCGCCGGCUUUUAUCCAGGUCCACGUGAAUGAAUGCCUGGAUCAACUGGAUGCCGUAGAGGCGAGCGGCUUUCCGGAAGCCGGAUCUCGGGCUUUGGCCAAAGCCACCAACACGCUCGAAGACGAAUAUCCGAUGCGGAAGAUUCCCGAGGUUUGGUACGACGGCCUGACUGAACGUCGUCUCCGGGAAAUGAUUCGGGCGCUCGGCAUGAAAGCUCCACCAGCGUGGCUCCGGAAUCGUCGUGGCCUCAUUUACCUGCACCGCGAGUACGUCAUUCGACAUAAUGCGGAGUGCGAUGUGGAGCCGGUGACCGCGCGCAAACAGCGACGUAACAUCUGCAGAGAGGUCGAGGAACUCGCCUGGUUCCAGAUCGAGUCUGCGAGGCGACCCACACGACCAGAGGCAGCGCGUUCUUCGAAUGCAACCUGA